This is a messenger RNA of Cuscuta campestris, 570 nucleotides long. NCBI's taxonomy places the organism in Eukaryota, Viridiplantae, Streptophyta, Magnoliopsida, Solanales, Convolvulaceae. The record is from the annotation of a GenBank genome assembly.
CUAAAAAUCAGUGUAAAAAGUGUCAAAUUACUCAAAACACACGAAAGAAAUCUCUGAUUGAUAAGCUCUGAAAUGACUAAUGAGAGGCCACUAAACAGAAACGACGCCGUUCCAUUCCUCGUACCACCACCUCGUACGACAACCUUCCUCUGUUCUUCCGCCGCCGCAGCACGCGGGAACACCCGUAUCGCCGCCGCCGCACUCAGCCGGCCGCCGUGCAGCGCGGGGAUGACGAUUAAAACCAACACCGCCGCAAGGAGAAAGCACGCGGAGGCAGAGCUGACCGAAGACCGCCGCCGCCGUUGGCCGGGGAACGGUGGUGGUGAUGACAUCGCCGGCGCGGCAGGAUGGGGUCCACCAACAUAAAGUCUCUCCCCUUUUUUCUCCUUUUCUCUGCUCCCUCUCACUAGAGAGAUUUAUGAGCUUAGAAAUGAUUCAAUAGUGUGGGAUGGGGUCAUGGGCCAAAAUAUAUAGGUAUACGUCAAAUCCCUAUGGGAAGUGAUAUUUAAUGAUGUUUUUAUUGCUAUAGGGUGUGUGUCAUGUGUGUGACAAAAAAAAGGUGUCCCGUUA